Messenger RNA from Silurus meridionalis, 3965 nucleotides. It is a transcript of the gene gramd2aa, whose product is annotated as GRAM domain containing 2Aa. The transcript is spliced from 10 exons. The record is from RefSeq and is a predicted model, not a curated record. Gene Ontology annotation, molecular function: phosphatidylinositol-4,5-bisphosphate binding. Gene Ontology annotation, cellular component: endoplasmic reticulum membrane; extrinsic component of cytoplasmic side of plasma membrane; organelle membrane contact site. Lineage: Eukaryota; Metazoa; Chordata; Actinopteri; Siluriformes; Siluridae. Gene Ontology annotation, biological process: regulation of store-operated calcium entry. The coding region runs from base 1704 to 2609 and encodes 301 amino acids.
CCCAUUGUUCUGCUCACAUUUUGUCAUAAUCUGAGCACACUGGGUAUGAGUGGAUUAUGUCAUAACCAGCCACAGAGCACAUCACACGGUCUGCCGGAUGUUUCAGCUCCUGAUUUGGCUGGACAGCAUGCUGCUGGCUGUCGCCUUUGAGCGCAGUGUACUUGCUGAGCUCCGUCCUAACAAUGACUGCCGCCUUCACAGAGAGGCUCACUUCAGGCCUGUUUCAGCAGCACUGGGGUGCAUCUGUUUGACGAUCUGUCCUGCGAGGAUGUCAAGAAAGUCACCAGAGGCUCAGUGAGUAUAUGGAUGUAUAAUUAAUCUAAUAUUUUCAAAGCUAUUGAAUUAGGAUAGUAAGACAGUAUUAAUGGUGGGUGAAAAUCUUUAUGUAGGAACACAACAAACUGUGCACUUUCUUUAAAAAAAAUGCUGCACCUCUUCUGACUACUCUCUUCUAUUCUCAGAUUAGAGCUAAGAUAAAUAAUUAUCAAUGUAUGUAAUUAAAUAGACCCCCAAGGAGCUGUUGCUGGCCUUAUUUACAUUCCUCACUCUUGUAACUACACCUCUCCUAAUACUGCAGUUAUUGAAUAGUAAUUGAGUUCUGUGUUUUAACGUGAAUAACUGAAUCAACUUAAUAUAAGUGAUUUCAGUUUUUCCCCCACAGAUGUGUCAGAGAAAAUAUUAUCCUUUAACGCAGUAGAUCACUUUUGCAAAUUUCACAGAUGAGCUCAUGUUGAUGUAACCAGCCAUUGCGUUUUAUGAGGGGACGAAUGAUGGGCUUUUACUCUACAUGUUUUACUGUAGAGCAUUUCAUUGUUAAUUUAAGUUAUUUGAAUUUCAUUUGAAGCUAUAUUUAGAAUUAACUAAGAGUAACUGUCUUACCUGGUGUGUUUUUAUCGGUUAGGUUUUAUCACCUUGAAGUCAUGUGACUUUUGAGUCACUUUUAAAAAAAAAAACCACUUUUGCACAGUAGCCUGUUCAGGAAGGAAGUCAUUAAGCUGUCUCAGCUCUAUAGCACUCCUAAAGCUAUGAUAUGAAUAAAAUGUGAUUAAACGUUAACUUGUAUGUUACGCAGCUGACACACUCAGCCCAUCUUUGGUCGAAACACUGGUGUGUGUGUGAGACAGGAAGCACCAGUGUGGUAGAGAGUUCACACGCUGGUGCAAGCCUGCAAGCAUUUUCCGCUGAGGUGCAGUGGGAGUAUCUGCUGCAGGUCUACAGCGAGAGAGAGAGAGAGAGAGAGAGAGAGAGAGAGAGAGAGAGAGAGAGAGAGAGAGAGAGAGAGAGAGAGAGAGAGAGAGAGAGAGAGAGAGAGAGAGAGAGAGAGAGAGAGAGAGAGAGAGAGAGAGAGAGAGAGAGACUGCAGUAAGCAAGAAAGGGGAGGGAGAUAAAGGAAGUGAGCUAGAGAGAGAAAAAGAGAUAGGAGAAAGCUAAAAGUAAGAAGGUAGAGGGGAAAGAAAGAGAGACAGAGAGAAUUGGUGAGGUCCUUGUGAAACUAGAGUAAGUGGAGGUAGGAUCAGUUCACAGGAAAGAGAGAAAGCGAUAUGGGGUACAUAUGACACACUGACCACACACGCACACACACGCACACACACACACACACACACACACACACACACACACACACACACACACACACACAUACACUCAUUCUCUCUCUGAGCCUGAGAGGCACAGUGUGUGUUGUUGGUGCCAGUAUUGUCAGCAUGCUGAAUUUGGUGCAGAGCUCCCGGCCGCUGAGAGAGAAAAGUAGGCUGCAGGGAAGUUGUGUGCACGAGCUCAUCUCUCUCCCUCCGGCCUCAUCCUCUUCCCAGACCGUCAGCAAGUACAACUCACAGUACCAUAAACUCUUCCACAACGUCCCCAAGGAGGAGAACCUUUUGAAGGUGUACUCCUGUGCUCUUCUGCGAGACAUUCUGCUACAGGGCAGACUCUACAUCUCCCAAAACUGGCUGUGUUUCUAUGCCAACAUCUUUGGAAAGGACAUUAAGGUGUGCAUCCCCAUAGUGUCUGUUCGAUUGGUAAAGAAACACAAGACAGCAGGGCUCGUCCCCAACGGCCUGGCCAUCACCACAGACAGCAGUCAAAAGUAUGUCUUUGUGUCUCUGCUGUCCAGAGACAGUGUGUAUGACGUGCUGAGGCAGAUCUGUACACACUUACAGGUCAACGGCAAAAAGAGCCUCAGCUUUAAGCAGUACAUGGAGCAGCCAGCGUCUAUAUCUCUGGAUGAGUUUCCUGUCCCUGAUGAGUACCAAAUGACUGUGGAGGAGUUUACCCCAAUGUUGAAGUGGAGGAGGAAGCCGUCAGUGGCGUCUGUCUCCUCAUCCCUGCCUGAUCUACUAGGAAACUCCACCAGCAGCCUGAGUCCCGUGGAAACGUCGUUUCAGUCCAGCGAGCCUCUCCAGGAGAGAGCUCUAGAGUCCGAGAAGAUCCUCCUCACAGAGCCUGUACCAGAACUGGGCCAGAUGGAGUACCAGCUGAUGAAGUUCUUCAUCCUGCUAAUAAUCCUCCUAAUCGUGUCCUCGUGUUACCUGGCGUUUCGUGUGUGCAGUCUGGAGCAGCAGCUUUCGUUCCUCAGCAGCAAAGCAGCACUUCCCCUGCAGGAGAGGUAGCUGAUGGUGUCGGGACUGCUCCGACAUGAUGGACAUUAUGGACAUGAUGCAGGCUGUGAGUUUUGCUAGAGAGACUAAAUGAAGAUGGGAUGCAGCACUGCAGGUUUUUCAGAGCUGCUCGACUGGAGGAAGUGAACCACAGGUCAUGUAAUGAGCACUUUGGAGUAUCCGUCUGCUGGAACAGAAACGGGCCUUUGAAGGAACUACAGCAGGAAUAUUAUUUGUGAUCUAGUUGGCUCUUAAUGUCUGGGAUUGAACAACGUUCCUUCAUUCUUUGACUUGUUCAAGCACACAGUGUGAUAAAUGAAGGCAGGUAUGUCUCACUGCUCAUUGUGAUUGCUGCCUAAAGUCAUUAUGGAAUUUUGCAGGUGAGAAUAGAGAAAGAGUUAAAGGUCUAAACACUGAAGUGUUUUAAAUAUGCAAAUAUGACUUACACUCUCUAACCUGUCAAACUCCUGAAAGCUCCUGAAUUAUGACAUUUUUAUUUUUAAACUCUGCACAUUUCCAACAGUUUCAAUUCAAUUGUUGCUGAAUCGUUCCUCAUCACUACUGAAUAACAAGCUUUACAGGAGUUUACUGGGUUAAAAACUAAAUGUAUUUAUUUCCUCAAGCUGUAGCAUAUGUGUGUUGCUUUCAGGACGGAUAUUACACUCACCACACAUUAACACAAAAGCAAGCAUGCUUUUAUCAAUGUAUUUUAUAGAAGACAAUAAUGUGAAGCUGGAUCACCUGACUAAGUGCAUUAUACACAGGUUAUUCUGUUAGCAAAAAAGCUAAACAAACCUUUCUAACUUCUGCACUGUUUACUGUUUUCUCUCUCUCUAGGAAAUAUAAUCCUGUUUUAUAUGAACAUGUUUCUCAGUAACUGCUAAAUCUGCACAUUUACUGUAUGCUAACUGUGAAUGCAUUUUAUAUAAACACGUAGAAUAUGUUUAAAUGACACACUGAACCAAUACUUUGUGGGUGUCAAGGAUGAAAGUCAAUGGAUUUUAAGGGAUUACAGGAAUAAAGUGUAAUAGAACAUUACACUUAACAAGUAAUAUUUAUUAUUAUUAUCAUUAUUAUCAUUGAGAACUCCAGGCUGUAAUGUGAUGAUCAGGGUUUUAGUUUUUUACAGAUUUUCCAUGUUAAAACUUGCUGCUCACACUACAGGACGUUGCUAACCUUUCUGAACCUGUAAGGAAGAAUAUAUAUAUAUAUAUAUUUACAAGGAGAAAAGCCAUGUAUUAUAAUUUAUACAGUCGUCAGAGCAAGAUUUUACUUAAAUGCUUAAACCUCACCUUUGUGAACUGAAAAGUAGGAAUUAAUGCAGUGUUGAAAUGAAAACAUUUUCAAUAAAACAGAUUUUUCAAAUAA